UUUUAAUGUCAAUUAUGGCCAUCAUUAUUAUCCACCUCUUGUCACUCAAUUAAUCAAGAUUUAAAAUAAACGAAAAACUGUAACUAUAUCAAUUAUUCGCGGAUUCGCAUAUUAGUCCUUUUUUAUUCUACCUAGUUGGUACUUUCUUUGUUGACUGUCUAGUACUUUUUUCAGAGGAUUAUGGCAACGCAGAUUGGGCAAUAGGUGCUUUGACUUUGAGAUUUGAGAAUCAUAUUCCAGUUUUUGAAUUCGAAAAAUAAAUCCAAAAUUCAAAAUAAUAAUUCGAUAAUGCUUCAGUGCUAUAAUCGAGGAUGUGGACAAAAAUUCGAUCCGGAAAACAAUAAGGAAGAUUCUUGUAGGCAUCAUCCUGGUGAGCCGGUUUUCCAUGAUGCAUAUAAAGGUUGGAGUUGUUGCAAGAAAAAAUGCAUAGACUUCACAGAAUUUUUAAAUAUCAAGGGUUGUACAUUAUCCAAACAUUCUAAUGUUAAACCACCAGAACCAGAAAAACCUGCUGUGAAAGAUAUACCUGAUGAAGAAGUUGUUGAAAUAAAACCUAUUAUAGCUUCAUGUCUCAAAAGGCCUCCACUGAGCAGCGAACUGAUAAGGAUAGAACCAAAGUUAGCCCCUUCUCUGAAACAACAACUCAAUACCACAGGAUUGAAACAGGAGGAGAAAACUGCUAUUGAAUCUGGUGAAAUUGCUAUUGGAACAAUAUGUAAAAAUGGUGGAUGCGGAAAAGUUUAUAGUGGUCCAGAAACUAAUAGUACGUCUUGCAUACACCACCCAGGAGUGCCGAUAUUUCAUGAAGGAAUGAAAUAUUGGUCAUGUUGUCAGAAAAAAACAACAGACUUCAACACUUUUCUGAGUCAAAUUGGAUGUGAACAAGGGACUCAUCUGUGGCAGAAGGAU
Messenger RNA from Leptinotarsa decemlineata (Colorado potato beetle), 909 nucleotides. It is a transcript of the gene mora, whose product is annotated as cysteine and histidine rich domain containing protein. The record is from RefSeq and is a predicted model, not a curated record. NCBI's taxonomy places the organism in Eukaryota, Metazoa, Arthropoda, Insecta, Coleoptera, Chrysomelidae.